Molecule: messenger RNA, 3769 nt
Organism: Vitrella brassicaformis
Lineage: Eukaryota; Vitrellaceae
Source: the annotation of a GenBank genome assembly
CUUAAAUGACAUGCACCCUCACCAUCCGCAGCUCACCAAGGCGCAGGAGAUCUGCCGUUUCUAUCAGCGCAAGUUCCCGCGUGUCCCUCCCCUGUCAGUCGACGAGGCCGUCCGGCUGCAGUCGGCGGGAGAGAAGGUGCUUAUGGUCGACUGCCGCACCGCAGAGGAGAUGAGCUGCUCAAUGGUGGACGGGGCCAUCACUCUUGAACAGCUGGAGGAGGCCGACGAGGCAGAUCUGCAGGCGGCAACGAUGAUUGUGCCAUGUAUGUGAGCUGCCAGCACUCAGGCAUCGCACUGACUGACAGGCAAGGAGAAAGUGAGACGGCAGACAGACAGACAGACAGACAGACAGACCAAAGCAAACGUGCUUUGUCUGCCUUUGUCUGUUUCUGUGUGUGCGUGUCCUUGUCAGAUUGCAGUGUGGGCUACAGGUCAGGCAUCGUGGCAGAGCGACUCAGGAGGCAAGGCUACGAGGUAUCUACCUACGGCGAAUGAAGACCACACACAUACAAUGCAGCCCAGCCCCCUAUCAUGGAUGGAUUGCGAUGCACUGGUGUGCGUCGGUCGGUCAGAAUGUCCGCAAUGGUGACGGCAUCGUCUUGUGGGCCUGGCACGACUGGCAAAAACAGCACCAGCAGCAGAGCCAACCUGCCGACCCAGCCACGGAGCCCUCAGCGCCAUCGCCCCGCCUAGUAGUGCCCAGCCGCCAGCCGCCCGAGGUAGCGGAUUCGUCACCCUUGCUUCUUGAGAAGAGCGGGCAGCCGACACGGGUGCACGUCUUCGGCUCGAUGUGGAGUCAUCUGCCGCCAGGCUAUCAGGUGACUGACGGUGGGGUGGCACAUCCAUCCAUCCAUCCAUGUGUGUCCCUUCCCUGCGUUGGAAUGGCGUGCUUGUGUGGCGAUCAGGCUGUGACCUUCCCGCUGUGUCGGCAGCUGGCAGAGAUUGUGUGCAUUGUGGCCUCUCGUGUGGCGCAGAUCAUGAGAUGCGAACGGUGUGUGUGCGCGUGCACUUGUCUGCCUUCCGGCUGCCGGCCAUUUGGUCUGCUUCCAACAUAGGCGACCAAUGUCAUCCAUGUGUGUGUGCAUGGACUGGACGACAGACAGACAGUCCCUCCCUUCGACUCAAGAGAAGUGCCUCCACGCGCCGACAGAACCACAUGCAUGAGUCAGCGUUACACCCACAUUGCAGCACACACAACACGCACCAUUGUACUGGCCCAGGGCGAUUUGGCAUUGCAAAACUGAUGGCAAGCACUGCUGCAGGCAAGUAGAAUGUCGCCGACGCGUGCACGCGCAGGGUUCGUCGAUGUCAGACCCGACUCAGGGAGGUCUGCGCGCUCAGCUCACACGGAUCGUCUGAUGAGAUGAAGAAAAAGAUCAAGAAGCCCGGGAAGGCGUCAGCAUCUUGCCUACCUCCCAAGCAGCACGGACGUUCUCCACGGGACGGAUCUCCCGCUGCUGCAGAGGAGCAGCAACCAUCCCCUGUGCCGAGGAAGCCCACCGAGAAGUUCAUGAAAACCGACAAAGAAGUGGUUGAAGAGUGGCUUCCCUACACGAAGGUGAGUACGGCGAGGGAGGCACAGAGAGUGUGUUCUGCAUGCCACCGCAUUACUCCCGCCUCUCUGGUGCGGUGCUGCAUGUAGGUGGGAGAGGUGAUAGCCGUCCCCGGCCAGCGUCAUUGCUAUCUAGUGGCCGCCAAGUGCCCCCUCAGCGCGAAUUUCGACCGCUGCAUGGUCAGUGAGGACGACCAUUUCAGCCCUAAUGAGAUGCUGCAGAUAAUGGCUCGGCGAGGGCUGCCCGUCACAGCUGUCAUCGACCUCACCAACACCAAGCGAUACUACGACCCUGCUCUCUUCAAGAAGCAGGGCGUCGCUUACCACAAGCUGAGAGUGCUCGGCCGACAGGCGCCCGAAGCCGCACAUGUGGCCGAAUUCACCGGCCACAUCGAUGAGCACUUCGCCGCCCACCCGUCGCCUUCUCAGCAGCGGCCCAAAGUGGUCCUGACGCACUGCACACACGGGGUCAAUCGGACGGCCUUCUUCCUCAUUGCUUACCUCGUCAAGAGUGCCGGCAUGACCCUCGAGGCCGCGAAACAUCUUGUCGAGAUCAGGAGGGGGCACCCCAUCAGGCACAGCUAUCUGAUUGAGGGGCUCACCACGAUGCUGAGUGGGGGCGGCGAGAGGGGUGGCGAGAGCGGCAGCCAAGACAGCGGCGAGAAGAGGUGCAGGGAGGGUGGUGGUGGCGGUGGCGGCGGUGGUGGGGAGGGCCACACGGCCAAGAAACGGAAGACGGGAAGCGUGCCGACCUUCCCAUACGACACUGGUACGUGAGAGGACACACACACACAGACAGGCUGACAGGUGCAAACACUCCUCUGUGUGUGCUGUGGUGCAUUCACUUGCAGCGUACAAUGACCAUUUCGAGACCCCCCUUGCCGCGUAUCAGGACAUCGCGCCCGCCCUGCGGCACAUUGCGGAGGGGCUGCGCAAGACCAGCGGCGAGCUGCGGAUCUACGACCCCUUCUACUGCACGGGCAAGACCAAAGGUGAUCAACCAUAGAACACACACACACCUCUCUGCAGCACAUCCGUCGCAUCCACACGUGUGUGUGUGGGUGUGCGUGUGUGUGUUCAGUCCAUUUGCACAGCUUGGGGUUCAGGAGCGUCAUUCACGAGAAACGGGACUUCUACUCUGACGUCAAGAACCAGGUGAGUGACUGAGUGAGUGACACCAACACAGCGCAGCGCAGCACAGCACAGCGCAGCGCAGCUGGACGGACACAACGUGUUGUGUGUUGCGUGAAUGGCAUGCAGACCGUCCCCGAGUAUGACGUGAUGGUGACCAAUCCGCCCUUCAGCGACGAACACAAGGAGGACAUCCUCCGCUUCGCCCUCAGCUCGCCACAGCCAUGGUGGAUGGAUGGAUGGAUGGAUCAACACACAACAGAGUGGCAUGUCCGCGUGUGCGUCUGUCUGUCUGUCUGUUGUCUGUCGACCAGUUUCCUGCUGCUACCCAACUACGUGGCCACCAAGGGCUACUUCAGAGAACUUCGGCACCGCCUCGACCGGCUGCAGCGCGGCUUCUUCGCCGUCCCGCCCCUCAAGUACACCACACCACACCACACCACACCCAAACACACUCGUCCACCCAUGUGUGUGUGUGUGUGUGUGUGUGUGUGUGCAGGUACGAGUACUCCCACCCCGAGAACACCGGCCAUGCAUCAUCCCCAUUCUUCUCCAUCUGGUUCGUCGCCGCCGGCCACCAAGGCACUAACAACACCACCGAUGCCACGUCGCUGUACCAGCGGUGGGUGCGCCACCUGCGGCAGGGGGGCGGGCCGGUCGGCAUGGCCCUCGUGUGGACCGUCGAGGAGCUGCAGCGGCGCCAUGUGGUCAGGGACGGCAAUCGGCCGAACCCCAAGAAGAGAAGGAAAAUGAUGAAGGCCCGGUGUGUCGAGACGGAGGGGGUGCCGACAUCAGAACCACAGCAACGGCCCAGCGGCUGCAAGAAGACGGCGCGGCGGAAGGCCGGGGCGCACAGGGCAAGAGUGGCGCCAAGCGGAUAAGUAGAUGUGGUGUGCGCCUGGACACGUGGACGUGUCGGUUUCGGUUCCACCCUGGCCUCUUGUCGUCAAAGUUCCGUUCCACACUUGCACGUCACCGCGUGCGUGUCGGCCGACUCGUGCGCGUGUGUCGUGCGGGUGGGGUGAUGGUGUGUUGAAGGACCAGACCAUCUGUGGCGUUUAUCGCUGUGAGUGUAUGAUAUGCGAG